Molecule: messenger RNA, 862 nt
Organism: Dermacentor andersoni
Lineage: Eukaryota; Metazoa; Arthropoda; Arachnida; Ixodida; Ixodidae
Source: RefSeq, a predicted model, not a curated record
AUGAUUGGUGUGGGGAUGCUGCUUCCAAGCACACACAACGCCGACCGCGACCACAGCCGUGGCAAGCCCGGGGACAACCCUGCCCCCGAAAGAGAGCCGUCCAACAAGGACGAUGCCGAGACAAGUGCCACGUCAGCAACCAGCCGACUCAGCGGCCAUGCGCCAUCCGCCUCGCACGGCUCCGAGGCAUCAGGAUCGAACAAUUCGGAAGACAAGCUAGAAGAUACAUCAGGGGGCAGUACCCUUGGCGACAGUGUGGAAGACGAGCUUUCUUCUAUACUGCGCGACGUCUACUCGAGCGGUGGUGAGGCCUCCAAAAUGGCAGAUAAGUGCCGCUGCAAGGGACCCACGAAGGCUGCCAAGUCACGACUUCUCAACGAUGAGCUCGACAGCCACUCAGAAGGCUGCCCAAGCGCUAAAAAAAAUGUAAAGCCGGCAAUGAUCAUCAAGCCUUUACCCGUGCCACCGAAGAACUUCAAGCCCAAAGGCAUCAUGAAACUCUGAUGAAGUCGGUAAUGAAAACAGUGCGUGUUUAGCAUUAUUGUCUCUGCUAUUCUUCCUUCAUGAGGAAUGCCAGCUGUUAACAGAUAUUAUCUUUCGUUAUUUAACUCUUGUCAUUAUGCCUACAAACCUCAAAGAAGGCAAGAACGGAACAGUGUAAUGCAUAAAAGAAACACCUAGCAAACAUAUGCACUUCUAAAACUUUACCUAAUGACGCGAGCAGCGCAGAGCGAAAAGAAAACCACAAUAUAAACCAGCGAGUAACUGCUUUUUAUCAAGUGUACAUGGCGUUGUAUUUGUUGCACAUUCAUCUGGGUAGCUGUUUCGAUAUGUUUUGUAAUUUUUGAAAAUAAUUUACAUA